UUGCUGCAAGAAGUAAACAAACUGGUCUGUGUGUCAAUGCAGGCUGGAGCUUCACAUAAUCCUCUGCUGCAACUCCUUCCAACUUUAUCUCUUUUCAUUUUAUUUUUAUUUUUUAUAAUUCCUUCUUCCUUCUUUCCUGAACCACAGACCAUUUCACGCCCGCCGUCACCUUCUCGCCUUCCCUUUUUCUUGUUUUUCUUUUCAUUUGAGAUCUUAUUAGCUGCUUGGCUAGGGCCCUGUCUGCUUUGCAAAACUUCUUGAAGACAAUUUAUCAAAACCUUAUUCCCAGAUCCUUCGAAUUCUGCAAGACGGCAGAAUUUUUUUUCCAACCCUUUACGUCACCCACUUUGAACAUUUUGUUUCUUUCACGCGUUUUAAAGACAAAAAACAAUUUUUUUUAAAAAUUUUUUUGAGGGUUGCAUUAAAAAAAUAAUAUAUCGUGCGAUGGAUUGCGUGAUGUUAAAUAUUCAAGCGCUUUUAGAUGCCGCAGAGUAUUUGGAAAGAAGAGAGAGAGAAUGUGAGCACGGGUAUGCUUCCACGUACCCCUCACCAGACGACUCGGAUCUUCUUAGAUUAAAGUCCAGGAGGCUGAAAUCGAAGAGGUGUAGUAACAACUUAGGAAGCAGCACAAACAGGUCAACACACAAUGAAUUAGAAAAAAAUAGGAGGGCUCAUUUACGUCUGUGUUUAGAACGGCUAAAGUCACUCAUUCCUCUAGAAUCAGACAGCUCUAGGCACACAACGCUGGGGCUGUUAAAUAAAGCCAAAGUACACAUUAAGAAACUUGAAGAAACAUCGCGGAAGGGCCAGCACCAACUGGAUACAUUGGAGCGGGAACAACGCUACCUGAAGAGGAGGCUGGAGCAACUGCUGAGUGGUCAGGAACCAGAGCGGGUACGCACAGACAGCGUCGGCUCCGCCAUGUCAUCUGAAAGAUCCGACUCUGAGAGAGAAGAGAUUGAAGUGGACAUUGAGAGCACAGAAUUCUCUCCCCUGGAAGUGGACAGUUCCAGUAGCACCAGCAUCAGUGACCUGGAUGACCACAAUAGCAUGCAGAGUGCAGCCAGUGAUGAGGGUUACUCCAGUGCUUCCAUUAAUCUGGCGUUCCACUCGUAGAACCCAUUCCGGAUGGCCAACUCACACGACGAACCACGGGCGUGGAUUAUACUUUCUGCUGGCAGUUAUUAGUGGUCCACUCUUGGUUUCGAUCUCAUCCUCCAGCCAUGAGUUGCACAAGCGUUGGGAACUUUUAUCCACAUGCUGGACCCAAAUCUUCCAGCCAGCAUACAAUCGUACAAUUACUUGAAGAUCACCCAACUUUUGUAAUACUGGAGAUUACCAGGGUCUAACUUGAGCACAACUCGAUCCAGCUCUGUGGUUGUAUUUUUUUAGGCUCAGAACUUGAUGACAUAUUUUUUGCCUUAAUUUGGCACCUAGAAGACUUUUCUAAAAAGGAGAUACCUUACAGAUUGUUGAUGCUGGCCUGUCUUCUGGUUUCAACGCCAAAGUAUUUUGGAGAAGUAUUGUAGGUUUAUGAAGCCAGCCUUAUCCAGGACCCACACAUACUGGUCUUCAAAUGUUCUAGGGCUUUCAAAUACCAGCAGUCUUCUCUGACCACCAUUUGUUUGGGAGUUCACAAGCACCAUGGAUCUGGAAGGUGGCCCCAUCAGCAGGCUCUCUAGUUGAGCGUCUGUACUUUUAUUUUAUUUCAUCUCUUUUGGACUUCCCCUGUUUACAGAGAGUUUUACUGGGUAAAUAUCCACUAAUGGGGACACUUAUGAGAUGAACAGUGACCAAUUACAAGAAUGUUAUAAUUUAAAGAAGACCACCAUUAAGCAAUAUUUGUAUCGAAAAUAUAAAAUAGUUUGUAUGUAAGCUGGUCAGAUGACCCAUUAUAAUUUUAGGAAAACUACAAUCCUUUCUUAAAAGCCAAUUUUUUAUUGUUUCCCUAUGGUCCUAACUGCUGAGAUAAUGUGCAGAAAAUGUGAUUUUGUGGCCACCCUUUCCCCUCAGCAAGCCUAAGUUUAGGAUCCAUAACCUCAUGGUGGUUUUAGAUGCUUUGCUCCUGCGUGAGCGGUAGGGGUGUGCAAAACAGAAGAUUGUAGCACUUCUGCUAUUAAGAGCAAGAUUUCUUUAAAGACUAACUUUUGGCAGUAAAAAAUAAAAUCACUAAACUUUUCUCUAGACAAAAAUGUAGCGUGCACUUCUCCCAAGCCCUGGGUCAGGCCACCCACCCCAAGAGCCAAAACUAAACACCUACACGAUUAAGCCCAGCUUUGUAAGUGAAACAAGUCAAAAGAAGAGGUUCCAGGAGGGUACCCUUUGCUUGUUUGACUUGAACAAUAACAUUUGUACUUCCCUGGAGUACAGCCAACUUUUUCUCCCUCCUUGUCUCCCCCCCAAUUAAGGGUCUAGCACUCAUUGUGUCAAGUGGAUGGGUAGGACAACGUAAUAUGGUCGAUUUGCCUUUUAGCCCAUCCCCUAGUCAAAACAAACAAUAUACUAGAUUCUUUAUCAGCUGGAGGGACGGGGCAGUUGAUUUUUUUUUUUCCAGCUGGGAGUUAUUUGAUAUGUGAUAUUUGGUUUAUCAUUUUAACUUCCCUCUAGUUAAAAAAAUAAAUAACAGGGACUCACUGUGGAACUGCAAAUCACAUAUAUUGUAUAUUUGAUUUCCACUAACAACUGAAUCCUCCCCUAACUCCCUUUAUUUUUAUAUUCCAUAUCUGAUUUUUUUUAAUGAAAUUGUUAAAGUUUUUUAAAUGGGAUCUAACAUAAAUGGAUUUGUAAAUUAUAUCCAAUACAAUUGGAAAUGUAUCAAAUAUAUCACAUUAGAACCAUUAUAAGGACACAGUUUCAAGUUUCACACUAUCAAUCUAUAAAAUACUUAAAAUAGAUGUAAACCCAAUCACUAAAACCUCAUAUAAUUGUUAACAUGUUAAUGUAACUUUUAAAUCUGCAGCUUAUAUUUAAAUAAUACCUGGUGCCACUGCCAUGGAGGUCCAUGGUUAGGCACUUCCUUUUAUGGGGUGACAACUGAAAACAGCAUUUUAUGAAGAAAAAAAAACGGGGUUACAUCUACUUUAAAACGUAUACUGUUGUUAGAUUCCACUUGAAAAAUAGUAUAACUAAAAUCUAAAAUAUUGUUAGCAAUAAAGAUAGGGAUAGGUUGAACUUUGCACCUUCCAGCUUUGUGCUUUCUCCAAAACACAGGUAAUCAAUGGCCUUAUUAUUAACCUGAUUUACCUGCUUGAAAGUUUUUCUCAAUUUAAGGAAUAACGUUACCCAAAAAUGGAUACUUCAGUUAUGAAUGGGUAUAGAAGUUGAAUCUUAUAUGGCUUGACAAUAUAUCAUAAUUUCCUGGUCUGCCCAACUGUUGAGAUUUUACAAAGACUAAUGAUGGUGUCACUGAACCCAGAUGGAUUCUCCAUAAUGCAGAAUUAGCAAAUACACAAUAUGGGCAACAGUUUUGGACACUUGACUAUCACACGUAGACAUGCUUGUUGGGCAUCCCAAUGAGUUAAAGUGUGUCUCUGAGAAAUGCUGCUCAUUUAGGCAGAAGAGCAUUUGUGAGGUCAGGUACUGAUGUUGGAUAAGAAGACUUAACUCGCAAUCAGUGUUCCAGUUCAUCCCAAAGGUGUUCAGUAGGGUUGAGGUCAGGGCUCUGUGCAGGCCACUUGAGUUCCUCCACACCAAACUGGUCAAACCAUGUCUUUUUGUUGUUAGCUUCGAGCACUGGGGCACAGUCAUGAAGGAACAAAAGAGGGCCUUCCUGAAACUGCUACCACAAGGUUGGAAGCCGAUAUUUGUCUAAAAUGUCAUUGUAAGCUGCAGAAUUACCAGUACCCAUCCACAUACUUUCAUGCAUAUAGUAGGUAUGAUGAUCAGGUGUUCACAACCAUUUGGCUGUAUUGUGUAACUGUAGAGUUCUGUUGAGGGAAGGUGACACCACUGUUCUGGUUUACUUGGACAGGAUGAAAAAAAAACACAAAAUACAACAUGUAAAUCUCAGUGUGGGAGCCUUGGAAGCAAUAUAAUAAACUAGAGAGUGAAGUGUCCCACUUUUCAUGUAUCUAAUAUAGAUUUCCAUAACGGCCCUGAGGAUGUUACUGAAGCUACUGGUUUUAAUUAUCAGCUAAUAUUUUGUCCUCCUCCUCUGAAAUACUAGAUUAGAAAAUGUUAUGCUGUAGUCUGGAGUUUCUUUUUAAAAGAAUAAACUCAAUGAGUAAACUGAAACUUGGAGUUAGAUACAUUCAAAUGGGACUGCAAGCUAAACAAUUACCCAAUUUUGAUAUGAUCACGAAGUGGAGAUGAUGUGUGUCUUUCCAAACUAUGGACUAAAAAUUAUGCUCCACUCUAAAUGUAUUCUGUAGUCAUGCCAUUGUGUAUUCCUAUAUUCAGCUAAGGCUUGGCUGUCUUCCACCUUGUAGUUACACUCCUGGGGUUUUAACAUUUUAGCCAUCUUGACACAAAACUGACCCCUCUAGAAUUUAUUCUUACGUGUUCGAUUGCAUAUGCACUAAAUGUUAGUUUGCCUUCGCAUCCCAGCUAGUGGUAGAUGAUCAGUCAGUGUGUGGGUGCCUAUGUGUUCCGUCGGUAUGCAGGACUGUCUCUUAGACACAUACUACGUUCAACUUUGUAAGUUGCGCCAAUAUUGCGAUCCAUUCUUUCACCAUCUCACUGUAGUGAGCUGAGGUCUUUGAGGCUGUCAUUGUUGAUGUGCUCUCAUAGAUUACCUCAAUCCAGGCAAUUGCCUGCAACAGUGUUAGUUUUAGAAUGUUUUUUACUCUCAUAGAAGUCAUUUUAGCAUGUUUUCAAUUCAGCGCUUUGCUGAAAAAAGUUGGGGGAAGGGAGGAGCAAUA
This is a messenger RNA of Rana temporaria (common frog), 4859 nucleotides long. RefSeq names its product MAX interactor 1, dimerization protein (gene MXI1). The record is from RefSeq and is a predicted model, not a curated record. The coding region runs from base 445 to 1116 and encodes 223 amino acids. Gene Ontology annotation, molecular function: RNA polymerase II cis-regulatory region sequence-specific DNA binding; protein dimerization activity; DNA-binding transcription factor activity, RNA polymerase II-specific. Gene Ontology annotation, biological process: regulation of transcription by RNA polymerase II. Lineage: Eukaryota; Metazoa; Chordata; Amphibia; Anura; Ranidae. The transcript is spliced from 6 exons.